AUGAUCGAAGCGAAAACGAGACACGCCGACUGGUCAGAGGUAGAUGUGGAUACAUUCGUCCGUCUUUGCGAAUUUGCUUAUUUUCGGAACUACACGCCUCCCCCGUCAGGCUUGUUCAAUGAUCGUUCACAUGUGAAGGGAUAUUCAAAAGCCGCAAAGAAAAGAGCGAUGCGCAAAAAGGCUCGGUCGAAAUGGAGCUGGAACGGGAUUGUCCCUCCGCCAACUGACCCUGAGCCAGCACCAGAUGCAGAACCCGAGCCUGAACCCGUGCCUGAACCCAUGUCUGAGCCCGUGUCUGAACCCGAGCUUCCUCCACCUGACAAGACUAUCUACGACGAUUCUGAAAUUACAUAUAAGGAACGAAGCAUCUGGACCGGGCAGCUGCGCGAUGCAUUCGCAAGCAGUUUGGCCAUUCCAGCUUCACGAAUCCCUGACCUAAGCCAUACUUUUAUACCGCCCGUGAAUUCUGGCUCUUGGGACGACUUCACUCCCGUAUUUCUCGACCAAGCUAGACUCUAUGUCCUGGCCGAUAAGUAUUGCAUAGACUCACUGUGUCAGCUGGUCCUUUCUAAGCUGCACCAAACCUUAAGCAACUUCAAGCUUUAUGACAAUGGGGUAGAUGGUAUUAUUGAGUUCGUUCGAUUUGUUUACUUGAACACCCCACCGAAUUAUGGCGAUCGGGUGGAUGCCCUGAGGAAUCUGGCAACACGGUAUGUUGUUUCUAUCCUUGGACAAAUUGGCGAGAAUGAAGAGUUUCAGAAGCUUUUAGAAGAUGGCGGUCCUUUCGUUUCUGACUUCUGGCACAUUAUUUGGAGCGUUAAGGGAGAGGCGCACGUGUGA
Molecule: messenger RNA, 840 nt
Organism: Penicillium pulvis
Lineage: Eukaryota; Fungi; Ascomycota; Eurotiomycetes; Eurotiales; Aspergillaceae
Exons: 1
Coding region: 1-840 (279 amino acids)
Source: RefSeq, a predicted model, not a curated record